Molecule: messenger RNA, 4224 nt
Organism: Chelonoidis abingdonii (Abingdon island giant tortoise)
Lineage: Eukaryota; Metazoa; Chordata; Testudines; Testudinidae
Source: RefSeq, a predicted model, not a curated record
CGCCCCGCACCCCCGGGCGUGCACACUGAGCGACCCGCUCCUGCAGCUUCCCCUAGCCACACAGGACCAGGAUUUUUGACUGCUAGGGGUGAAGUGACCUCUUAGAUGGAACAAGGAUAAGAACCUUGUGUUUUUGAUCUCUGGAGCCCUGCGAAAAUGGAGAGCCUUGGAGGCCCCUAUACAGCUGACGCAGUUGCGAGAGAAAGCGAAGAGGAGAAUUCUCAGCUGAAGCUAGACACAGAAAAGAAACUAGACACAUAUGCUGGCCCCAUUAACUGUCGGAGGCCACAUGGGAGAGAAAAUCACUAUCAAUGUAUAGAAUGUAGGAAAAGCUUCAGUGUUCAUUCGGCACUGAUCAAACACCAGAGAAUCCACACCGGAGAGAAACCCUAUCAGUGCAGUGAAUGUGGGAAAAGCUUCAGUGUAAGCUCAACGCUGGUUACUCAUCAGAGGAUCCAUACAGGGGAGAGGCCCUACAAAUGCGUGCAGUGUGGGAAGAGCUUCAAUCAAAGCUCACACCUCACUCAGCAUCAGAAGAUCCACAAGGGAGAGAAGCCAUGUACAUGUACUGAAUCUGGAGAAGGCUUUACUGACAGCUCAACGUGCGUGAAACAUCCAGGACUGCAUGCUGGAGUGGGGCCCUAUAAAUGCGCUGAAUGUGGGAAGAGCUUCAAUCGAAGCUCCACUCUCUACAACCACAACAGGAUCCACACAGGAGAGAAACGCUACAAAUGUGAUGAGUGUGGGAAAAGCUUCAGUGUGAGCUCCAACCUCAUCAGGCAUCAGAAAAUCCACACAGAGCAGAGACCCUAUAAGUGUCUUGAAUGUCGUAAGAGCUUCAGCCUGAGCUCAGAUCUGGAAGCGCAUCGGAGGCUUCACCUAGGAGAGAAACCCCACAAAUGUUCUGAGUGCGAGAAAAGCUUUGAUCAGGAGUCACAGCUCCUGAAACAUCAGCGAGUUCACGCUGGGGAAAACUCAUAUGAAUGUGUGGAGUGUGGGAAGAGCUUUAGUAGGAAGGGGAACCUCCUGAGACACCAGGAGAUCCACACUGGGGACAAACCCUACCAGUGUAAUGAAUGUGGGAAAAGCUUCAACCGGAGUUCAUCGCUCAUGCAGCAUCAGCGGAUCCACACUGGAGAGAAACCCUACAGCUGCAUCGAAUGUGGCAAGAACUUCAGCUUUAGCUCCCAGCUCACCACCCACCAGCGGAUCCACACAGGGGAGCGGCCUUACAAAUGUAACGAGUGCGGGAAAAGCUUUGUGGAUAGCUCAGGUCUCAUUCAGCAUCGGAGAAUUCACACGGGAGAGAAGCCCUACCAAUGCACUGAGUGUGGGAAGAGCUUUCGGCAGAACUCGGUGCUGAUUCAACACCGGAGAACUCACACCGGUGACAAGCCCUUCGAGUGUGGGGAGUGUGGGGAACGCUUUAGCCAGAGCUCCACACUGAUCACACAUCAAAGGAUUCACACCGGGGAGCGGCCUUACCACUGCAGUGAGUGCGGGAAGAGCUUCAGCGAGAGCUCGCACCUCACGCAGCAUAGGAGAAUCCACACAGGGGACAAGCCCUACAAGUGUGGUGAGUGUGGGAAGAGCUUCAUUCAGAGCUCGCAGCUCACCACCCACCAGAGGAUCCACACAGGAGACAAACCCUACCAGUGCCACACCUGUGGGAAGAGCUUCAGUGACAGCUCGGCGCUCACCCAGCAUCAGAGAGUCCACACGGGGGAGCGACCAUACCAAUGCACGGAAUGUGGGAGGAGCUUCAGUCAGAGCUCGGCCCUGGUGCAGCACUGGAGGAUCCACACUGGAGAUAAGCCCUAUGAGUGCACCGAGUGCGGGAAAACUUUCAGCCAGAGCGCAGGGCUCACUCAGCACCGGAGCACCCAUGCGGGAGAGAGACACUGAGACAGAGACCGGUGGGCCAUGUGGCAUUCUAUGCCCAUGCUGUCAGGAGUGGCUCUUUGCUGUGCUGAAUGCUGCAACAAAGCAGAAGCAGUGCUGCAAUGUUAAUUGAUCAUGAAACUAUUGACUCACAAUCAAUCUCUUAAUUAAAAUCCACCUAAAAAUGCAUCAGGCAUAUUGUGAUGCUGAGAAAGCUAACCCCUCCCCCACAUCUGGCCUCCAAACGUAAAAGGAUAUUAUUAUAAAUUUUUAUGCCGAAUCUUAGGGGAACUUAGCAAGAGUUUCUGUGUAGCAUGGUUGCCUGCUUACCCCUCCUAUGUGGCUACAAAACUUGGGGAGUGGGAGCAGUCUGAGAAGUGGCAGAAGCUCUGUCUGAAGGAAUAUGAGGGAGACUGAAAGAGAGACUUCUGAAGCAGUUAGGCCAGUUGUAUCAGGUAGAGAAAAUACCGUUCAGUCAGCUAAGCAGCCCAUCAGCUGAGCUCCAGUCCUUCUGAGCUUAGGAACUCUGCAUUAGAGUUGCCUCUCCCAGCUGUGCAGCUCCCAAACUGUGCAGCAGGGAAAGACCCCACCGUAUGUCUCUCCUCCACACCUAAAACAUGCAUGGAUCAGGGCCUGUACAGGAGGAGGUGACUCUCCUUAACCCUUCAGGAUGUCAACGACCUCCGUCUGACCCUCCCACAAGUCACUGCUUCAACCUCUUCUGACCCCUUACAUGAAAGAGGGGGUUGUUCUUUUCUUUGCUAUCCUGAAUCACAAAGAAUUCCCCAGUCCAUGCUUCCCACCCUCCUUUAUGAGGGAGCAGGGUGAGAAGAGGCACAAGAAGCCCCCUGAGCUCCCCAUUAUGGGGAAGACCCAACAACACAGAGAUCCAGAGAAGGAAGGCAAAAUGUUAGGUGGCCAAGCUGAUGUGGAAGAAGGCAGGAGAAUAUCCAUUUUGUUGAGUGUAUGCAAUGCAAAUACAAAUGUAUGUGCUAUUCCGGUAAACAGAGAAAUUAUGAGGCAGUUUGUAAGCUUAGAUACCAUGGGAAUAAUUCUGGUACAAAGGCUUAGCUAGAUAAUGUCCCCAGCGCAACACUAGGAAUACUGUUCAUAAUAACUUGAUUAAGCUUUGCCCUUCCCUUCUUGGCCUGUGACUGAGCAGUGGGCUUGUCUUGGGAGCAGCAGGUACUGCAUGAAGAACACCUAUUUCAUGUGCCAGUGACCUUCAAGGAGGUGGCCAUCUAUUUCACCUAGCAGGAGUGGGCUCUUCUGAACAAAAGGCAGAGGACGCUCUGAGGGGAUCUGCAUUAUUAGCCAUUAGAGGACCUACAUGGCGUUGAUAUGCUGUCAGUAUACUGAAUAUGGGGGCAUUUCAGUGGCAGCUCAAAUCUCAUCCAUCAAGAGAAUCUACAUGGAUGAGAAACCCUAUUGUAAAUGGACAGGGCAUAUGUGGGAAAAAUUUUCAGUCAUAGCAAAGUCUUUUUAUCUGACUUACAGAAUGAUGAGUUCCAUGCCCAUUAUGUUGUAUGGGAGUCAAUAGCCAAUAUGGUUACAGUGGCAGGUGGGUGGGUUUCCUAUUUGGAUUUGGAUUUCUUUAUAUCUAAAACUCAAAGUGAUAACUCUAAUUUUGAAACAUCCAUUUAUUUGUUAUUUCUAAAGCAGGGGACAGCCUGCAGCUCUGAACUUCUUAAAUUUGGACAGAUCACUGUAAGAAUGCUGGAACCCUUCCAUCCCCUAGCUUCCAUUCAUUUUCUUUCUCAAGGGCUUUAAGAAGUCUGCAUCACAUGAUGGUGCACUACUUAAACAUGGAAAGGACUCUGGGCUUGUAUGCUUUGCAGGUGAUAGUUGUGUCUGACUGUGAUGACAGGCCCUUGGGUUCAUUGCUUUCAUACAUAAAGCACAUGCUAUACCAUUACAUUCAACUUUGUUCUGUCUUACAACCUUAAUACCGUGAUUUCAGCUUAUGAGUUUUGUAUAGGUAACUCUGCUGUCUGGUUGGCUAAUGACACUUGCAUAGCCGCUGAUUCAUGGAAUCUGUGUACUGGGAAAUGAUUGCUUUCAAUAAGUUGUUUGAUCAGGAAUUAGAAAAGAAAACCUCUGACCUGUGUGCACCUGUAUGAAGGGUGCACUAUACAAGUAAAAAAAAUAAAUCUAAUUUUGUGAUCAUGGGUCACCUGACUCUACUUGUUCUGAGAGCAUCACUGUGGGAGCAGAGUUAAGGUGUUUGGGUGACAAAUUGUCUGUCUUUCCAAAAUUUCAAAUGUUUGGAUUUCUUAUAAAGUUAAACUUGCAGAGGAAAAAAACAUUGGCUUUUUCCCACUCUUGAUUUCUUUGAGAUAUUUA